AUGUCGAGACCUACGGAGAGCGAGACUGCGAGCAGGCUACCUUGGUCGGAAAUGGCUAGGGAUCAAACUUCCUCCUCAUCCUUCGAUAGCCCUCCACCGGAAUACCCGGGUUUGGGAGGGACCAUUCUUGCGGGCGGCGGCGGCACGGGAAUUACGGUCCCGCAGACUCUGGUGCAGGGCUGUGAACGGCCACUAGACUUCCUUCACUUGUUCUCGCUUGUACGUAGGGUGUGGCCAAGAAACGAUGAAUUUCGUACUUAUCGCAGCAUGUCGUUGGGACAACUCGAUACUUUGGGUGCGGGCUUGUCAUUCAAAGUUUUGCUACAUCCACUUGAAGCGAGGUUUCGGGACUUUGUCAAUGGGCGUGCGGGAUACGAUGUUGGUGAUAAGUUUGUAGUGAAGGGACUGAGGUUUAUUGACGAUUAUAACAAUACAAUCGCAAAGGACGAGUUGUAUCGUGCUUGCCUGAGGGAGAUACGGGCUCUUACGCAUCCGCCGUUGCGAUCUCAUCCGAACAUAAUCACGCUUUUGGGCAUUGGGUGGGAGCCAGACCUUAACCACCACUCGCACGAUGUCGCCUGGCCACUGCUUGUGCUGGAGUAUUCCGAAGAGGGCACGCUGAGAGACUACCAGAUGGGAAAUCCAGGGAUGGAGUUUUUGGAGAAAAUGCAGCUCUGUGAAGACGUUGGAAGGGCAUUAUUGGCUAUUCAUGGAAGUGGGAUAGUGCAUGGAGAUGUAAAGAGUGAGAAUAUACUCGUUUUCUGGUCGGCGGAGAAGGGAAGGAUGGUCGGAAAGGUUGGGGACUUUGGAUCUUCGGUCUUGGAUUUCAGGGAGGACGGGCAGGGGGGUUUACUGGCGCAUACGAUUCCCUGGAAUGCCCCCGAAUAUGACGAGGAUAUCCCGAGAGACCACCUGAAAUUCACGGAUGUCUAUAGUUUCGGGAUGCUAAUUUUUCGCGUCAUGCUUGGAGGCAUCAAUCCGUUCAAGAUCUCCCCGUUCAAGUCCGGCGACGUAGAUAUUGAGCUACGAUCGCAAGAACUUAAAAAGGACCCCGGAUUUCUAUCACUGGUGGCAGUGAUGUUAUGCGAGCGCUGCGAUGCCUCGGACGCCAAUGCUGUUUGCGAGGUUCUGGAAUUCACUUUACAAUAUCUACCAUCACGGCGGGAUCUUGAGAAAGCCGUGAUCGAGCUUUGCCGGCUUAAAGGGAAUUCCGAGAGUAUCCCUCCAGUCGCCCCCUUGGAGGAAUUUAAUUACGAAGAUGUUAGUCUCACCUUCGCCCUACCAGUCUGCAGUAGGCUAACCUCACUAGAUCGUUUUUGAUGCCAACUGCAUGACAGAGGAUAGUUUUUGUGUGCGAGCUUCCGUCAUUCAUGCUCUAGAAGCUGUUGCAUGCAGUGACUUGGCACACGCGCGUCUGGCCAGGUUCCAACUAUUCCAACUACUUCUUAAUCGUUAUGGGGAAGGAAUUACUGGUGCCUGGGAAAUGACCCUGGUAUGGCUGUCGCAUUAUGCGGAAAGUGGGGGAUAUGAUGGGAUAGGACACCUGGUCGGUCGAAUCUUUGAUGCUUUGGGUGUUCAGCUUGAUGAACGGAUCCCGUUGCGGGCCUUACUACGACAGGGCGCAUUAAAAGGAUCGCAUACAGCGUUUGAAGAUCUAAAGAAGUACUACCCCGACGCGUAUGAUGAGACUCUUGCACUAUUCCGUGAAUGUGGGGGGGCUAUGGGCAUGUCGCAGCGGUCUGCAUUGUUCCGGCGGGUAGAUGUAAGGAGUCUGGGUGGAAUAGCUAAUGCAAUCGGGAACUCGCCUGGUGUUGAGCUGUGUAAUAUUCACGUCACAGAAGACCAGGAUACAUUGUUGCAUUGUGCUGCUCGAUCAGGUUAUCUGGAAGUGGUUCAAUGUCUCAUAAGCAUGGGCAUAGACGUCAAUGUUCUUAACCGCCUCGGGGAGACUCCUUUGCUAGCAGCCAGCAGGGCGGGGCAUUAUGAAAUCUCUAGGUGUCUUAUAGAGGCGGGAGCCAGGGCGGACAAAACGAGCAUUUUCGGGGAAGGCCCGAUCCAUUUCUUACCCUUUUUCGACGAUCAGCAUAUCGACUCCGUUUCUGAGUUAAUGGUCAGAAACGGUGCAGACGUAGAUGAGUGGGCAACGGGAAACCCAAGGGCGGGUGAGCAGGGAUUUUGGGGCAACGCCCCAUUGCAUUACGCAGUCGCGAGAAAUCACAUAGCUAGCAUUAGGGCUCUUCUCCGACUCGGUGCUGAUCCUUAUGCCAAAGAUGAGGGUAGAUCGGCUAUCCGUUGGGCAUGCUUGCUUUGCCGUGCCGAGGCACUAGAGAUGAUGGUAGCGGCAUCAAGUCGUAUGCUUUCAUCGGAAAACUCUGAGCCCGGCUCGCUAGCAGAAGGUGCCCUUGGUCCUGGAAACCGUCUGGAAUUUGUUCAGGAACAUGGGGGAAACUAUGAGAAUGCCAAGAUAGCCACUCUUAAAGUUCUGGAUAAAUACAAAGCUAUCAAUUACAGAGACAUGAACGGCAAUGGGGAGCAUACAGUACUCCUCCGUGCUGUUCUGGCAGGUUACCCAACAGUAGUGAACUACCUCCUAACCCACACACCCUCGAAGCAACAUCUUGAUGUUGGCUAUUGUGGCAAACCCCCACUGACGUUGGCAAUCUACAUGGGAUACAGGGACGUCUUCGAAGUCCUACUUCGUCAUGGGGCAGACAUACACUUAACACCUACGGCUCCCUGGGUUCGUGGAGGCUAUCUUCACGUCUGUGCGUUUGCGGGUCAUCGGGAUCUAUUCUUUCCGGAACAGCUAUUGAAGCAUGGAGCGCUAGUUGAUCAGUUGGAUGAAGCAGGGCGAACACCAUUUGCUUUAGCCGUCAUUGAAGGCAACUACCCGGUUGCUGAUCUUCUCCUGCAACACGGUACGGAUCGGGACUGCGUCUGCGAGGACGAUACUGGCUUGGCCCGGUUCUUAGCAUGUCCUGUGUCACUAAAGAGUAUAAAAUAUUUGAUGACAUGCAAGUGAAAACCCGGAAAGGCCUCCCCCGUCAUUCAUCUGCUCGCCGAACUCCGGUAGGAAUGUUUUCCAUGCGAUUGCUGAUGCUGGACCAGAGGCAGAGAAGACCACAGAAACGAAGGCUAUCUUCCGAUAUCUACAAGAACUAUGGCCAGGGGAAGAACAUAUAAAUACCUGCGAUAGAAUGGGCUACUCUCCAUUGGAGAAUGCAGUGACACGCUCUAAAGAAGACCUUGUUAAUAUGAUGAUUGCAGCAGGCGCGGACCCAAACUUGAGCUCAAUGGGGGCCCUAUAUUUUGCAUUGGGGAAACAAAGUUGGGCCAAUGAACAAAUCAGAAAGGUUGGCGGAAGGUGGCUGACUAGACGGACUAAGAAGAUAGCUGAUAAUAUCGUCGCGAUUCUUAAGGAGGCCGGCGCGAGGGUAGAUAUACAUCCGCGUACUGGCUGUCCCAAACCGCUCGACGUGAGUAGGGCGUUACGGGGAAUGACAAUAGAGGUAUGCUCGCCGUGUUCAAUUGAAUGAUCAUUUAAUUCACUAUUUGAUAGGAUUUCGAGAGGGGUCGUAGGAGGAUGUUGGCUGGGUUUGGAGAUACUGAAGCUGGUGUUACCGGAAGAUACGGUCAGGCGGCAAAUGAACGGAGGCCCUGGGAGCAUUGUAUGGCUUCACUUGAGAACAAUCCAACUAGACGAGCCAUUCUACCCCUAGUAAGGGAACUGGUUAGCCAGAACGACGCUACGGUAAUCAUGGCAAUUGAGUUUUCAGCUGGAACUAUGCUAAAUUUAUUCAGGAAUUAGCAGCCUGGCUGAGAAACCCUCCUCGAAACAGGCUGCCAAGUGCACGGGAAAUCACGCCGCCAAGCGUAUCGGAAAACACCCAAUUGAAUUGGAGAGAAAGGAGUGAGAGGCAGAAGGGGCAGCCCGGAAAGGCUCCCGGAACGGCAUCGGACAGUACUAAUGGCACACAGCUACCGAAAGCCAGAUCCGAGGCGUCGUGGUCAAGCGGCCCAGAAACGUCCUUUAAUCUGGGAAGUGGUAUACCGGUAUCGCAAUCAUCCUCGUCAGGCAGUGACUCGCUACUACCACCUUCAAGAGAGUUGGAGACGUCUACCAAUACAUGGUCUCCUUCAAGCAGUUCCCUGUCAGCGCUGGCAUAUAGAUCGCCGCCUCCUUCAUUACUUGAUACCCCUGUACCAAGUUCGCUUUCCCCAAGCUCCCCGGAUAUCCUCUCACCUACCUAUAGGGGUAUGUCCCAGUUGUCGCCAUCAAUGACCUCUCCUACACCAAGGAAUAAUCGCCCGCCACCCUCCCAGCCCGUCUCGGUGCCACGGUGUUCGCCGAGUGAGGCCUCCUCGUCAUCGUCGGUGUCUGGGGGCAUGACCAUGCCUACUGUUAUCCGGGAGACGCAAUUUGCCCUUCCAGCCUCUCCAUCACAAGCUUCACCCCAACCCCUCUCCCCUCUCCAAGGUGUCUCCCAAAUUUUACUGUCCUUUCAGCAAACCCCACACGAUUGUUACCGGAGCUCUUCUUCCUUCCCCCAAUACAUCCCCUGGACUAUCCCCUACCAAAAGCCUCCCCAUGAAAUCCUCGACUCCCUCCGCCCCGCCAUACUCCCAUUGAUCACCGCUUUGGUAGAUUCCCGCCACAGCAAUGCCAUCCCACGACGCAAUCUAAAGAUUUGCCUAGAGAGCCAUCUUUGCAUGCCAAAUCUUAUAGACCUCAAGUGGGAUCCUACCGCCCCAUUGGGUAGUAGUUCAGUAAAAGAGCUGCAAUCAGGAGUCAAUAAGAUGCUGAGGGGGUUUUCAAUUGUUAUAAAUUUGAAACUUAGGGUCGAGAUGGGUGGGGAACGUGGGACGAGGACCGUGCUCAGGCUCUUGAUUGACGAAGAUGGAGGUAUUACGGGUGGUGAUGGAUGGUUAAGGACCGAGGGGGCGGGAUGGGAGGAUUUGGAGAGAAUUGAGGCAGGAAUAAUGUUUCCUCAGGAGUCUUGAGCGAGUCAAUGGAGACAGUCUAUUUUGGGUGUGGUGGAGUGUGAUUGAUGGACAGCGAUGAGUACUAUGAGGGUGAAAAAUGUGUUUGCUUUGUUUUCCUUUUUUUCUCUUAAGCUCUAGGUUUUGUAUUGUUGAGUUAGGUUUGUUUGAGCUGUUAGGGUUUGGUUGUAACUGGCCAUAGUGGUGUGCUGUGGACUAGAGAGGACCCAAAGGGAUUUUUUUCCUUCCUCCCUCUUCAGACAAGAGAUGAACCAAACGAAGAAGCUGCGGAGGGGAACUUGAGGAGAAAAUGAACAAGACGAAGUCAACAACGAACGCGGAAGCCUGUACCUACACUUGAUAAUUCUUCUUUGGUUGUUCUUUCGUUUCCUUGCAUCAAUUGAUCUGUACGGACCUAAUUUCGGAACUCCUUUUCUUGUGUGAGGUAUUGAUUACCUGUUUGAUUUUGUAAGUGAGUAAAUCUUACCCGAUCUGUGUGUUUGGUUUUCCGACCCCGAUCCGUUCCUUUCAGUACCGUAGUUAGGGCAUGGUUUUGCUGGGUUGUCGGGGUUUGUUUCCGGCAGUAAUGUUACCACCAAUGUCAAUGAU
This is a messenger RNA of Tuber aestivum (summer truffle), 5589 nucleotides long. Lineage: Eukaryota; Fungi; Ascomycota; Pezizomycetes; Pezizales; Tuberaceae. The record is from the annotation of a GenBank genome assembly.